AUGGCAGUUAAAGGAUUAGGCAAACCAGAUCAAGUUUAUGACGGUUCUAAAAUUAGAGUUGGGAUCAUCCACGCCCGGUGGAACAGUGUCAUUAUUGACGCCCUUGUGAAAGGUGCCAUUGAAAGAAUGGCCUCCCUGGGUGUCAAUGAGAAGAACAUAAUAGUGGAGACAGUUCCCGGGUCCUACGAAUUGCCCUGGGGAACUAAGAGGUUUGUCGACAGACAAGCCAAGCUAGGUGAGCCAUUGGACGUUGUUAUCCCUAUCGGUGUGCUUAUCAAAGGUAGUACCAUGCACUUUGAGUACAUUUCAGAUUCUACGACUCAUGCAUUAAUGAACCUGCAAGAAAAAGUCGACAUGCCCGUCAUUUUCGGCCUUUUGACUUGUAUGACCGAAGAACAAGCUCUGGCCAGAGCUGGCAUCGAUGCCUCCCACUCCAUGCAUAACCAUGGUGAAGACUGGGGUGCUGCUGCCGUGGAAAUGGCGGUUAAGUUUGGUAAGAAUGCCUUUUAA
Saccharomyces eubayanus is the source of this 510-nucleotide messenger RNA. RefSeq names its product lumazine synthase RIB4 (gene RIB4). Gene Ontology annotation, biological process: riboflavin biosynthetic process. Bases 1 to 510 code for a protein of 169 amino acids. Gene Ontology annotation, cellular component: mitochondrial intermembrane space; riboflavin synthase complex; intracellular anatomical structure. The transcript has a single exon. The record is from RefSeq and is a predicted model, not a curated record. NCBI's taxonomy places the organism in Eukaryota, Fungi, Ascomycota, Saccharomycetes, Saccharomycetales, Saccharomycetaceae. Gene Ontology annotation, molecular function: 6,7-dimethyl-8-ribityllumazine synthase activity.